CUGGUUUGGUUGUCAUGGCGACGGCGCGGUUGGCCUGGGCCUUGCUGGCCACCCCUGCUGGCGUGAGGCUGCGCGGCCCCCGAGGCACUGGGGACGCCCGGAGGCUCAGCGGCAGCGCGCGGCAGCGGGCGGCCAGGGGCACCAGUCCGGGACGCCGGCUCAGCACCGCCUGGGUGCCGGCCCAACCCACCCGAGAGGAGGCCGAGGGCGCCGCCCACUUGCCUGCAGCGGAGAAGCCGUUGUGGACGCCGCCCCCCGCGCCUCCGGUGCCCCCCGACUCCCCCGGGCCCCCGGCCGGCCGCUCGCUGGUGCAGCGGGACAUCCAGGCCUUCUUGAACCAGUGCGGGGCCAGCCCCGGAGAGGCGCGCCACUGGCUCACUCAGUUCCAGGCCUGCCACGACUCUGCGGACAGGCCCUUCGCCGUCAUCGAGGUGGAUGAGGAGGUGCUCAAGUGCCCUAAGGCCGUAUCCAGCCUGGCCUUCGCCCUGGCCUUCCUGCAGCGCAUGGACAUGAAGCCGCUGGUAGUCCUGGGGCUGCCCGCUCCCACGGCGCCCUCGGGCUGUCUUUCCUUCUGGGAGGCCAAGGCACAGCUUGCCCAGAGAUGCAAGGUGCUGGUGGACGCCCUGCGGCACAAUGCAGCCACUGCCGUGCCUUUUUUUGGCGGCGGGUCGGUGCUGGGCGCCGCUGAGCCAGCCCCUCAUGCCAGCUAUGGAGGUAUCGUCUCCGUGGAGACUGACCUGCUACAGUGGUGCCUAGAGUCGGGAAGCAUUCCCAUCCUGUGCCCCAUCGGGGAGACAGCCGCGCGCCGGUCCGUGCUCCUGGACUCGCUGGAGGUGACCGCGUCCCUGGCCAAGGCGCUGCGGCCCACCAAAAUCAUCUUCCUCAACACCACGGGCGGCCUGCAUGACAGCAGUCACAAGGUCCUGAGUAACGUGAACUUGCCCACCGACCUGGACCUGGUGACCAACGCCGAGUGGGUGAGCACCAAAGAGCGGCAGCAGAUCCGGCUCAUCGCGGACGUGCUCAGCCGCCUGCCCCAUCACUCCUCAGCCGCCAUCACCGACGCCAGGAUGCUGCUCACCGAGCUCUUCAGCAACAAGGGGUCCGGGACCCUGUUCAAGAACGUCGAGCGGAUGCUGCGAGUGCGCAGCCUGGACAGCCUGGACCAGGGCCGCCUAGUGAACCUGGUCAACGCCAGCUUCGGCAAAAAGCUCCGGGACGACUACUUGGCCUCGCUGCGCCCAAGGCUGCACUCCGUCUACAUCUCUGAGGGGUACAACGCGGCCGCCAUUCUGACCACGGAGCCCGUACUGGGGGGCACCCCGUAUCUAGACAAGUUUGUGGUGAGCUCCAGCCGCCAGGGCCAAGGCUCCGGCCAGAUGCUGUGGGAGCGCCUGCGGCGGGACCUGCAGACGCUUUUCUGGCGCUCCCGGGUCACCAACCCCAUCAAUCCCUGGUACUUCAGACACAGUGACGGCAGCUUCUCCAACAAGCAUUGGAUCUUCUUCUGGUUUGGCCUGGCCGACAUCCGGGACUCUUAUGAGCUGGUCAACCAUGCCAAGGGGCUGCCAGACUCAUUCUGCAAGCUGGCUUCUGACCCAGGCAGCUGACCCUCUCUACCGGCCCUGCAGGCCCUGGGACAGCCAGGGUGAACCAAAAGCCAUGCCUGCUGGAGGUGACCUGAGGCAGCCGCAGGCCAGACCAGGCUUGUUGGCUGAGUGAUCUGCAGAGGAGGCAGCAGCCCCGACUCUACCCUGCCCAUAGGGGGGCACCCAAGUGAAGACAAGUGCAGGAAGGAAACGGGCCUGCCUGAGAACCCCUACUUGCUCCAAAGCCACAACCAGAUGGCCCUGAAUUUUCAGUCUAGGGAUUUGGGGGGAGGAGGGCUUGCCUUCGAGGGCUCUACCCAAGGCUUAAUGGUGGGUCAGUGUCUGCGGCCUCUGUGCUGUUUUGAGGCCCCCAUGCCCAAAAUAUCACCCACAUCUGCCUGAUAUUCCACCAUUCAUUUUAAUUCCUUCGGAUCUUGCAACUUUUCAGGAGGUCUUGAUUAAAAUGAAAAUACUUGUCUGAAA
Molecule: messenger RNA, 2072 nt
Organism: Hippopotamus amphibius kiboko
Lineage: Eukaryota; Metazoa; Chordata; Mammalia; Artiodactyla; Hippopotamidae
Gene: NAGS
Product: N-acetylglutamate synthase
Exons: 7
Coding region: 15-1610 (531 amino acids)
Biological process (GO): glutamate metabolic process; L-arginine biosynthetic process
Cellular component (GO): mitochondrial matrix
Molecular function (GO): arginine binding; L-glutamate N-acetyltransferase activity, acting on acetyl-CoA as donor
Source: RefSeq, a predicted model, not a curated record